AAGUCAGACGUGUUUUUGAAUUUUGAAGAUGUCAAACUACAAUGUGAUUGAGGGAACAGAGCUUAACUAUGAAGAGAUUCUACAAGUAUUCGAUAGAGAUGUCGAAACGAACUCUUACGAUGCCGGAGUCUUUAAUCCUGGUCAAUACGUUAAUCCAAAGGAAACAGAAACAAUAAGUGGAACCCCGAUUGUGGUGGAAGGGGAAGAUGUAGACGAGAAUAAAACAAAUGUUGCGCUAUUAUAUAACAAGAAGGCAUUACUGAAAACAGCCUCGACAUAUCAAUUGGAGGAGUUUGAAUCAAAUGUACUACUUAUUUUCAAUCAAGUAAACUUUGUUAGUCACGACAAAAGAUUGGGCACGGAGAAAGACGUAGAAGCAUUGACGAAAACAUUUGAGCAAAUCGGAUUCACUGUGGAAACCCCGUUUACUGAUAAAACGGAAGAAGAAAUUAAAGCAAUAUUAUCAGACUUUACAAGCAAAGACUUGUCUGAUUAUGGGUGCAUAGCAGUGGCAGUACUCACCCACGGCUCAGAGAAUGGUAUGCUGAUGGCGGCAGACGUCUCGUACCCUGAACAGAUGAUCGUGGAUUACCUGAAAGUAGGAAGGAAUCCAACGUUAGUUACCAAGCCGAGGAUUGUAAUAAUUCAGGCUUGCAGAGGCGAAGGCAGUAUCGUGGGUGUCAAUGUACUAGAACCAUACACAUUGGUGUUUCGUGACAGCAUGAAGAAACCGGAACCCUACACAUUGCCUAUGGAGUCAGAUAUCUUGGUCCUACAUAGCUGUUAUGCCGGAAAUCCUGCUCACAGGACAAACGAAGGUUCAUGGUUCAUAAAGACCCUGUGCGAGGAAAUAGACAGGCUCGCGGCCACGGAAGACCUGGAGUCAAUCAUAACUGUGGUCAAGCGGAGGGUGGCCAUAGACAAGACAGACAAAAAAUACGACACGAUAACAAUGGAGCAUCUGAACAACAAACAGAUGCCGGUGUCCACUUCGACAUUUACAAGGAAAUUGUACUUGAGAAAGAAUAAAAAUGAUUCAACUAAUUCUGAGGUCGACUGUAGUGAGAUAGUUGAAUGUACGCCACAAGAAACUGCCAAUGUUCCCAUGAGGUGCGACUGUAGCUGGAACCGUUUCGAUUCUAUGGUUAACUGUUUAAGAAAAUAUGUCGACGCAAAACCCGACGAUAAUACAGCUGCAGAUUAUUUACAAUUGGCUGAAUCUCUUCUAGAAGGAUCGCAAAAUGUCACAGUGAAAAGUCGACUUAUUAAGAUUAUCAGCAAACAUUUGUCUUAUCAAUUAAACGCCCCAUAUCUUGAAUAUUUAUACGAAAACGAAGUUUCAUGAAUUUUUAUAUAAGGCAUUAUAAUAUAUAAGUAUAAAUAAUGAAUAGUCCCAUAUUAAUUAAUAUUUGUAUUAUUUAUUAACUAAUAUAGAUUAAUUAAACAAUAAAAUGAUUUAUAUAUUUAUUAAUUUAAUAUGUACUAUGUAUAGUUAUUUAUAUAUGUAUUGUGUGUGGUAUGUCCAUGGUAUUGCUCAUGUCUAUAGGCGACGGUUACCACUUUCCAUCAGGUGGACCGUCAGCUUGUUUCCCAUUCUAAGUUGUAUAAAAAAAAAAAAUAUUUUUUGUAAGUAUAUUAUUCUAUAUGUAUAUCUUAAAUUGUUGUUAUCUCUCAAAAUAUUUAUUUAAUUUACAAUUUUUUUUUAAAUCUAUACACCGCCAUUUACUCUCUCUCUGUUUAGCGUAACGGUUGACUGGUAGAGAAUGCUAUCAGGCAUUAAGUCUGCCCUAUAGACAUAUUUGAAUGUGUGCAAAAGUACAAAUAAAUAAACAAAAUAAAUAAAUAUGAUUGUAUUUUAUUAUAAAUGUAUAUUUUCUUCAAAUAUGGGAAACAUCUUUAGUGGUUCCUAUGCAUAAAUAUAGAAUUAAAGUUAUAUAAUAUAUCAA
Galleria mellonella (greater wax moth) is the source of this 1946-nucleotide messenger RNA. Its product is annotated as caspase-1-like. Gene Ontology annotation, biological process: proteolysis. Lineage: Eukaryota; Metazoa; Arthropoda; Insecta; Lepidoptera; Pyralidae. The transcript is spliced from 6 exons. The record is from RefSeq and is a predicted model, not a curated record. Gene Ontology annotation, molecular function: cysteine-type endopeptidase activity. Bases 29 to 1345 code for a protein of 438 amino acids.